Molecule: messenger RNA, 599 nt
Organism: Rhineura floridana
Lineage: Eukaryota; Metazoa; Chordata; Lepidosauria; Squamata; Rhineuridae
Product: protein spire homolog 1-like
Exons: 5
Coding region: 117-542 (141 amino acids)
Source: RefSeq, a predicted model, not a curated record
ACAAGCAUGGGCUAUCUGUUUCGAAAGUUGUUAUAAAAUGAAACAAAUGAUGGCUCAUGGAUUGGACUCUGCAUUAAAAAUUAUCUUAGAUACUGACAACCUCUGCAUCCAUUCUGAUGGCAGUGUGUCCUUCACUUUACAACAUAACAUUGUUGACAGAACGGUUAGGAAAGCUGAUAUAUGAAGUCCUGGACUGGGGGAUUGAGUCCUAUGGAGAGAGAGCUGAGCGAGUCCCUGGAGAAGCUAAUAUCUCUUAUGCUCAACUAAGCACAGAGACCACAAAAUCAUCAGUCACUUUCCAGGAUGUCAUCAAGUAUUUGGGAAGAAUGGAUGUGAAAGACUGUUCUGCAAGACAGAAGGCUGAUGACCAGGCUAGGUUGUGGCAGGAUAUACUUGGUGACUUGCAGAAGGGUGUGAGGCUGCAUAAGGUGAUGGAGCAACCACAGCGUAGGAUUUUUAUUGAAGGGAGUACCCACUCGUCUUACAGCACUGUGGUGGAUGAUAUUAAAAAUAAGCUCUACACCCUCCAAAAACUUUCAUAGAAUAGUAGAGUUGGAAGGGGCCUAUAAGGCCAUGGAGUCCAAGCCCCUGCUCAAUGC